Clupea harengus (Atlantic herring) is the source of this 5920-nucleotide messenger RNA. RefSeq names its product periplakin (gene ppl). Gene Ontology annotation, molecular function: cadherin binding; structural molecule activity. Gene Ontology annotation, cellular component: cytoplasm; membrane; cytoskeleton. Gene Ontology annotation, biological process: wound healing; intermediate filament cytoskeleton organization. Lineage: Eukaryota; Metazoa; Chordata; Actinopteri; Clupeiformes; Clupeidae. The record is from RefSeq and is a predicted model, not a curated record.
AGUACAACCGUAUCCAAUGAGUCGCGUGUGAAAGGAAGUGUCACUGGGGAGGUGUCACUUGGAGGACUGACGCCACACGUACUUGAAACAUACCUGUUCUAAGCGUAGUGUUGGUUCGCCACAGAGCUGGAGUCAAAGCAACGUCGUGCAUCAGGAUAACCAGAUAGUUCUCAGCUGAAGCAGGUGUUGGAGAAGCCGUGACUUUGAAUCAAAAUGUUUAAGAAAAAGACCAGUAAAAACAGCGCGACCAUUACGCAGAAAAGCAAAGCAGCGGCCAGUGAUUUGACGGCGCUGAUUGAGAAACUGCAGAAGAGCGCAGACAAAGUGGAGAAGAACAUUCUGGAAACAGAGCAGAACCUUAACCGGGAUGUGGGCAAAAUUAACGAGGGUAAGCAGCCGCUCUACCAGGAGGACACCAACAAGCGCAUUCUGAACUCGCUGGAGCUGCUGAAGGCUUUGGAUGAGGAUGCAGCUGCCACUAAACGCCUUCAUCACCCCCAGGCUGAGAUGAUCGAACAGGACAUGAACCAGCUCCGUGACCGCGUCGAGAGACUGAGGGAAGACCACGACAAGAUCUACCACCAGACGCGGGGAGAGGGCAUGCCCACGGUCAACUGGGGCAAGAUUGUGGAUGAGAAACUGGGGAACCUUAACAACAAAGGAUUCGGACAGGACUUGCCCACCAUCGAAAACGAUGUGGAGGAGCACAACAUCUUCCAAAGUGAGGUUGAAGCCUUGGCACCUUACAUCACUCAGGGUGACGAUAAGGAUUACGUGGGAGGGCUCCAGCUGAAAUACAAUAAACUCCUGGCCAACUCCACCGCCCGGCAGAAGCACCUGCUGUCCCUGCGUGACUACAUGCAGCGCUGCACCAACGAGCUCUACUGGAUGGACCAGCAGGCCGAGGAGAGGAUCGGCUACGACUGGAGCGACACCAACCUGGAUUACCCAGCCCGCAAGAGGCAGUAUGAGAACUUCAUCAGCAAGUGCCUGGAGUCCAAGGAGGCCGGCAUCACAAAACUGAAUGAUGAUGGAGAGAAACUCAUCGCUCAGGACCAUCCAGCUAAGAAUGUCAUCGAGGCCCACACGGAGGCAGUGCAUGCUGACUGGAAAGAGUAUCUCAACCUGCUCAUCUGUGAGGAAAACCACCUGAAGCACAUGGACGAAUACCACAAGUUUCACAAAGAGGCGAGGGACACCCAAGACUUGCUGAAAAGGCUGGACACCGACAUCAGCCAAAAAUACAACCCUGAAUUCAAGGACAUGUAUCAGAUGGGAGGGCUUAUCAGUGACUUGGAUGACCAAGCUAAGGCCUUGGAUCACUUUGAUGAUCGUGUGAAGGCCCUUCAGAAACGGAGUCUGCAGGUGAUCCCUCUCAAGUUUCGCCGUGACCCCCCCCAGAAACUUCUCCCCGUCGAGGCCCUGUGUGAAUUUGACACAGAACAGGGCCAGAUUGCGCGAGGAGAGAGGUACACCCUGCUCAGGAACAAUGGGAAUAAGUGGGACGUGAAGGACCAGGCGGGCCAAACGCUCACAGCUCCAGGAGUCUGUUUCUUCAUACCCCCUACUGACCCUGAGUCAGUCUCCAAUGCCGAGAACCUCGUCGACCAACAGUCAAACAUCAAGAGGAAGGUGGUGAGCAGCAAGGGCACUCUGCAGACUCGCCUUGCAGUGCUGAAGAAGGAGAGUCCUGCGGGACGUGAUAAGGAAGAGCAGCAGUGUCGUCAGCUGAUGGCCGGACUGGACAAGGUGAUCAAUGAUCUGGACAAGCAGGAGAAGGCCAUCAACACUCGAGUGCGCCCCCCGCUGGAGCAAACCCGCCCACUGCAGGACAGCGCAGACAGGCUGCAGGAGAUGAAGGACAUCGCAGUCGCUGUCAGGAAAAUCGAGCCUGAGAAGGUCUCCAAGACCAAAGAGGCAGAGAUAUUACUGAAAUCCAACCCAAAGUGUGCCAGCGCCCCGCUGCUUUUCUCAAAAGUGGAUGAGGCCGACAAGAAAUACAACAAAGUGGACCUGCAACUCAGGCUUGCUGAGGAGAAACUUGAGAAUUCCAACCGGCUGGAGAACUCCCUUCAGAAAGGAAAGACCCUUCUCUCGACCUAUGAAAACAAACUGGCCAGAGAGGAGGUUGCACCUGCGGAUAUCAGCACUCUGGAGAAGACGCAGCGUGAGCUGGCUGACAUGGCAGCCGAACUGAAAGGAAAGAGAGGGGUUGUCACGGAGACCGAGCAAAACCUCAGGGCUGCCAAAAGCAGCUGUGACAACAUGGCCGCCAAGGUGCAGGAGCACUGCCCCGACAUCGAGAGGCAGGAGCUGGAGGCCCAGAAGCUCAGCAAGCGCUUUGACAACCUAGGCAGACAGAUUGACUCCAGGUCACAGAGCCUGCAGAGGGCCAAAAUGGCACAUAACAACUAUCGCAAUGAUUAUGAUAACCUCAAUAGCUGGCUGUCAAGGGUGCCAAACUAUGAGCCUCGUGACACAGAUGAUUUGUCACAAAUAGAAGGCAAAUUGAAAAACCAAAGAAACCUGCUUUCAGACAUAGCGAGGAAGGAGUCUGACCUGAACAAUGUCUCCAAAAAUGCACAGCUUUAUCAGCAAUCAGUGAAGGACUAUGAAAAUGAAACAGAGAAGUUCAAAUCCAUUCUUGAUCUUGAGGAUGGUCUGGUUCCUCAGACCUAUAAGAAAAGCAGAUUGGAGUCUCCUGCACAAAGAGUGAAAGGAGAGGAAGCUGCAAUUGAAUCCAAAUUCACUGAAGUGAAUGCCAUCAACAAGCAGAAGUUGCAGAAUCUUGAGUUUGCACAGAGUCUCCUGAAUCAGCAACCAGAGGUUCCAAUCAUGCAGCAAAAUGUCCAGUCUGUGAAUGCUGCAGCACCAGGAGAACAACCCUGGAGAAUCAAGAAGCAGCUGGAUGAGGAAGCUCAGCGACGCGAGCACCUUGAGAAAGAGAUUCAGACCAUCCAGAGUGACAUCUAUGUUCUUGAGGGCCAGAAGCCACAGGACACAGUUGUGAAGAAGGAACUCAUUAAGAAGUUGCCAGACCCACAGCUGGACGAAGAGAUCCACAAGGUCCAGCAGAAGCUGUCAGACGAGCGAAGGACCACCCGCGUCCUGGAGAGCGAGCUGGACACCAUUCGUCUGAAACUACGUGGCAUGGAGACAGAGGUAAAGGAGGGCGCGCAGCAGUACACUGUCAAGGAGGUGCUCCGCAUCGAGAGGGACCGCGGGCAAGAAGAGGAGGUGAGGAAGCUGAAGGAGGAACUUGAGGAGCUGAGGAGGCAGAAGAAUAUCAAAGACAAUGACAUCAUUCAGAUCAAGAGGCAAGUCAACAUCCUCACAGAGGAGAAGAACAAGGAGCAAGAAAUCAUCACAGAGGAGGAAGUGGUGAAGGUGCAGAAUGACCCUAAGCUUGAGAGUGAAUACAGAGGACUUCGAGACAGGAAGCAGAAGGAAUUUGAUGGAAGAACACAACUGGAGGAUGAGCUCAAGUUCUUACAGGAGAAGCUGAAGAGGCUUGAGAAGGAGAAGUCCAUGGCUGAAGAGAAGAUCUCCAUCAAAGAAGUCCUGAAAGUUGAAAAAGACAUGGCCUUGGAGAGGGAAGUGGAGAAUCUCAGACGUCAGUAUGAAGAUGAGAAGGCUAAACGCAGGUCAUCUGUGAGGGAGAAAACUGACCUUCAGAGGAACAUCUCAAGCCUUGAGGCGGAGAAGUCAAAGGUUAUCAUCCAAGAGAAGAUGAGGGAAAUUGUCCGGCCUGAUCCCAAGGCAGAGAACGAGGUUUCCAACCUCCGUCUGGACCUGGUGGAACACCAAAGAAGGUGCAAAGAUUCCGAGCUCCAGUUGAAAACUACGCAGGAUGAGCUCAACAUGCUAAGGAAUAGGGGGCCUCAGGUUGAGGUCAAAGAACUCAUCAAGGAAGUCAUCAAAUACAAGACUGAUCCUGAAACUGAGAGAGAGCUGGAAAAACUGCGCAAUGAAAUAGUGGAUAAAACCCACGAGACAGAAAGGUCUGAUGUGGAAAUCCUCAGACUGAAGAAUGAGAUUCAGAGAUGGAAAGAUGCCAAACCCCAGGUGCAGACCAAAGAAGUGGUCAAAGAGGUCCUUCAGUACCGCGAAGAUCCUAAAACCAAGGAAGAGAUUGAGAGCCUGAAGAGAAAACUCUCAGAGGAACAGAAGAAACGUCUGGACCUGGAACGAGAGAGAGCAGACAAUGAAGAAAAGAUCCGUCUAAAGAAGACUGAUCUUUCUCAAGUGAGAGAAAAAUUUGUCCAACAGGAAGUCGUUAAGAUGGAGGAGGACCAGCUCUUGAAGUCAGAGUGUGACACCUUUGCCAAGAACAUCAGCAAUGAGCAGAAACAGAGAGAGGGUCUGAAAGAUGAGCACGCAAGACUACUACGGCAGAAGGCAGACCUGGACCUUCAGCUUGAAGAGAUUGAACGUGAACGAAGAGCUCGACGAGAUGCCGAGCUGGAGAUCCAGCGCUUGAGAAUUCGUCUCAACGAACUAGAGGUCAGGGACAAAGAGAACCGUGAAAAGGUGACCGUGAAACAGAAGGUGGUACUUCAGCAAGAUCCCCAGCAAGAAAAGGAACACUCCAUUCUCAGGCUCCAGGUUGAAGAAGAGAGACACAAACGAGUGUUGCUGGAGAAAGAGCUCAACCACUUGUUGGAACAACAGACGACACUUGAGAAGAUUGAAGUAAAAGAAAGGGUGGUGCGUUCUGAAAAGGUCCAGGUGGAGAAAGAUCCCGAGGCAGAACUGGAAAUCGAGAGACUUAAAACAAGUCUUGAGGAAGAGAAUAAACGCAGACGUGAGCUUGAUCAGGAGAUCUUGAACAUCAACUCCAGGUUGUCAGAAAUGGAGUUCACAAACACAAAGUCAACCAAAGACCUUGAUCACGUCCGAGACGAAAGCAGCAGACUGCAGCAGGAGAACCAACGCCUCCAAAAUGAGAUCAGGAAGCUUCAGGCAGAGAUUCAGAUCACCUCAAAGGAGACCAAACACAUCACGGAGUCUGUGCCAAUGGAGAACGGUAAAAACCUUGAGCUACGUGUCACGUCACUUCAGAAAGAGCUCUCAGACCUCAGACGCAUAACAAAAGAGAAAGAUGAGGAAGUUGAGAAACUCCAGAAGAGCUUGUCCUCAGUGAGAGUGAAGAGAGAGCAGAGGGAGAGUCAUUUGAGGCGCUCCAUUGUUGUCAUCGAUCCAGACACGGGCAAAGAGAUGAGGCCAGAGGAGGCUUACAAACUGGGACUGAUUGACUGGAAAAUGUUUGUCAACCUCCAGAGCCAGGAGUGUGACUGGGAGGAAAUCAGUGUCAAGGGUCCAAGCGGAGAGUCUUCAGUGCUGCAUGACAGGAAGUCUGGCAAGAAGUUCUCAAUUGAAGAUGCUCUCAAGGCGGGGCACAUUUCAAGUCGUCAGUUACAACAGUACCUAAACAAAGAGAUAAGCAUCCAGGAGUUUGGUGUGAUGGUGUCAGGCAAAAUAUAAAGGAAACACAAAGAAAUAUUCACCUGUCUUUAAACAUAUCCAAAUAUUUUCUUGAGUAUGAAUAUAAUUUCUCUGCAGUUUCUUGUUUCCAGUUUAACACUUAAAAAUGUGGUUAUCGGUUAUCACCCGAUUUCUUUCUCACAACACAAAACUGUGUUUAUUUAUAAAUUAAUAUUCAGCUUUCGCACAGCUUGGUUGUGCUAUGUUUUAUGAGGGUUGUAUGAUAGACUUUUCUAUUGUUCUAUGCACAUUUCUAUUGCUGAAAUGCUCAUGUACGUUGGAGAAAGCUGUUCUGAAUGUAUGCAAACAAGGUAUACUUUUGAAACUUGGUGCAGGAUACCGUAUUGGUGUUAUAUCUUACAAUAUCUUUUAAGUAUCUCUCUUUUACACUGUACUUUUGAUGCUGUUCUAAAUUAAAAAAAAAACUAUCUGAAAA